GUAAACAAAGUGAAUUGCUGUUUAUCUGAUUAUGGCCGACUUGGCUGACUUCAAGUUUUGGCUAAAGCAACUUGAAUGUCCAGAAUCACUCAUUUCAGACUAUGUUAUACAUACACUACAGAAAGGUGUCUUUGGUUUGAUUUGGGAAGAUACACCUAAAGUUAUCAGGGCACAUUCUGAAGUCUCUGAUGCCAGAAAAAAUAUUUUACUGUAUAAGUUAAAACAUGAGCCAAAAGAUGCUUUGAUACAGAGCAUAAAAAGUACUGUUAAACUGAAAGAUGAGAAAAAAAGGCUUGAUGCUAAAAUCAAAGAUGCAGAGGAAAGGUGGAAGAGGCAAGAAUUUUCAUGCAGAAAAAAAGUGAAUCUGCUAGAGAAGAAAAAGGCAGAUAAAAGAACGAUAUUAUUGAAGAAAGAAACUCUCAAAAUAAAACAUGAACAGAUGCAAGUUCAAAUUAGUAACUGUGCAAAAAUGCAGGAGAUAUGCAACCACUUGAUGCCGCCAUCUGUAGAAGAAAUUUCUUCUGCAACAAUAACUGACUGUCUUUCAUUAGUUAGCAAUUAUUUUAGUGGACCAAGCAAAAGACAAACUUGGAACAGAAUAGCAGAACUUCUUACACCUAUAAAAAUACCAGUUCUGUGGGAUGCAUUACUGAAAGCUAGAUUGCACUAUACUAAUCUUCUUAUUCAUUUAGAUACAGAAGAAUUCGAUGAAAACACAAAUAAUACAAGAGCCAAUAUAGAUAUUUGUAUAUCAAAACUUUGUAACGAACAUCUUGAAAACGUAGCUAUGCGCAUUAUACAUAAUGCAAGGACGAAAAAUAGUGAAGAAACAAUUAUGUUUUACAUUAAAAAAAUUGAAGAUAUUAUUGAAAAGCAAAGGCCUGACUUGAAUGAUUGGUUGCCAUUAGCUUUAGAAGUUCGAAAAUUAGAAGUUUUGCAGAGCGAACUGCAAAAAGAAGUAGAAAAAUUGGAGGAACAACUUCCUAUAGAUACUGUGAUUGAAGAUGACGUUUUAGAACAGCUAACUUCUCAAAUAAAAACUAUGGAUAGCAAGACGGCAGACUGUGUUCAAGAAAUAAAAAUCGCAUUUGGACGUUUAAAAUCAUCAGGGCUAUUGAUUACAAAAACCAGAGAAUGCCUGUCUAGUGAAUUAGAAAAACUGCAACUGGUUCUAACGAGCGAAGAGAGCAAUUGGUCGGACAUAGAUCUAAGCUCUGAGCUUGUUGUCUUCAACAAUGAAAUUGACGUUAACGCGUUAAGGAAAAUCAUACUCAAAAGUGGUAAAGGUGCUUAUAAACACUUGCGAACGUGCCUCAAUCAAGCCCCUAUCGUCGUUGAAAUUAAAAAUCGAAACGACAGCAUAACAAAUUUACCGAUACUGCGAGUACCGAUUUAUUAUCUGGUAGAUCUAUAUAAGACGUUUAUUGUAAAUGUGACUUUGGGGCGACAAAUUAAUGAAGAAAAUCUGGAUGUACAAGACGAUGAUUCUUUAGAGCAGUUAAAAAAUAGACCAUUAACAGAUAUUUGUUCAUCUAGUAUACUGCAGUUACUCAGAUUAACGGAUGAGACGAACCAGCGAACGCUGCAACACGUCGAUGAAUUUGAACACAUUUUAAGGACUUGGUCUAACCAAACAGUGCAGGAAACAGUUACAAGAAUUUUCGGUGACCAAGUCGUAUUUGGAUAUAAAUUAGAAGAGUGGCAAAGGCGCUUUAAUUCACUCGUGUAUGUACUACAAAAGUCGAAUAUAAACUUCGUGUGACAAAGGCCAAUUUUCGUUUCCUCAUAUUUUAGUAAGAGCAA
Messenger RNA from Copidosoma floridanum, 1803 nucleotides. RefSeq lists its product as uncharacterized. The record is from RefSeq and is a predicted model, not a curated record. Lineage: Eukaryota; Metazoa; Arthropoda; Insecta; Hymenoptera; Encyrtidae.